AAUCAGUAUCUAUAGCGAAUAACGCAAUAAAGGCAAUAUUUACAGAAUCGGUAAUUAAUUUACAAACGAUUCGCAGUGGUUUCAAUGUUCUCAGAUCAAUAUCUUACAAGAAAAACGCAUUUUUCUACUUUCUCGCGGCGUAAAAAGUUUUUGAUUUUUUAUAAAUAAACUAAUAAACUGACAAUUUUUUUACUUGCGAUUACAAACUUUUAUAACGAUUCCGCAAUUAUCUAAUUUUUUUCCGAUACGAUUUAUACAAAUUAUUCGCGAACUUCGUGCAGCUACAAACUUUUUGUCUUUUCAGACGCGAAAUAUACGGUUAUAUCAUACGCACGCGUUUAUAGAGCCAUAUACCAUAACCUAACUUUUCAUCUAACUUCUUUCAUCUAAGCGAACAACGUGCGUGAACGUUUAUUAACUUACGUAAAAUAAAAUAAUAAUCAACUAUUGAAAAAUAGAUGAAACAAAUGUGCAUUUUAACGUGUGUGUUAAAAUAAGUGAUGUGGGUUUUUGAAACAUUAUAAAGAGAUAAUUCUUUCCAAAUAAAAGCUAACAUUUUAAUAAGAAUGCAGCAUUAUUUUUUGAAGUUAUCACGCAUAAGGAAGGUGCAAAUUUUGCGUGUUUCAAAUUAUUCAAAUUCAGUAAUGCACGAUUUGUUCAAAUUAGGCACAACUGAUACUGAUGAUUUACUGGAUCCUAAAGUGAGGCAGAUUAAAGACAAAUUGAAGUAUUGUGAUUACAUAGAGAAAAAAAAAUUAAAAUUUGGAUACAAUACUAAUAAAGAGAAACAAAGAAAAUUAGAGUAUAAAUUAAUGAAAGGCAAACAACUCGUAGAGAGGCAAACUCCUGCAAUCAGUGUUGCUUUAAAAUAUUUGGAUGGUGAUAAAACAAUUUUGCAUCAACAAUCAGAACUCAAUAGUGACGAUGAGUAUAGUGAGAGCGAGGUAGAUGCACGGGAGCAAAAACCAAUCCACAUGCCUUAUUCAAUUAUUGACACAUAUAAAAAAGUACCUACCAAGAACUUUCAACAUAAAGAGCAACCAACAAUCGAGGUGGAACUGGAUGAUAAAUUUAAAAAACUGUAUGAAAAAUAUUUAGAAUUAUCAAAUUAUGCAUCUGCAAAUCCAGGUGAUCUAAAUGCCAAAAAUGCAAGUGAUGCAAUUAAAGUGCGAUUGGAGGAUGAUCUGUCAAAAAUACCAUCAUCUUGGAUGACAGAUUAUGAAAUUUAUGACGAUUCAUUGGAAGAUUUUCAAGAUGUAAAAUAUGGCACACCAGACCCAAAUGCUGAUGUUAGUUCUGUACCUUGUGGCGGAUGUGGCGCAUUAUUACAUUGUAAGGAUGUUGCUAUUCCUGGCUAUUUACCAUCAGAAUUAUUUCUGAAUAAAACUAUCGCUGACUUAAGAUCAGUUACAUGUCAAAGAUGUCAUUUUAUGAAGAAUUAUCACACAUGUUUGGAUGUUAGAGUUUCACCAGAUGAGUAUCCAAAACUAUUAGAAAAGAUCAAUGAUAAUCGAAGAGCUAUAGUGAUAUUAUUAGUGGAUUUGACUGAUUUUCCAUGUAGCAUUUGGCCAAAAUUACCAGAAGUCAUAGGAACCAAAAGACACGUGUAUGUGGUUGGCAAUAAAAUUGAUCUGUUACCAAAAGAUAGUACAUUAUUUUUGGACCAUGUCAAAGAUUCUUUAACAGAAUCAUUGAUAGAAAUAGGACUAACCAAAACAAAUAUAAAACAUGUUGGUCUUAUAUCAGCAAAAACUGGAUAUGGAAUCGAGCAACUAAUUAACAAGUUAUAUAAAGUAUGGCAGUACAGAAGUGAUGUCUAUAUAGUUGGAUGCACAAAUGCAGGAAAAUCAACUUUAUUUAAUACUUUAUUACAAUCUGACUUUUGUAAGUCACAAGCUGUUGACUUAAUACAACGCGCAACAACUUCUCCAUGGCCAGGAACUACUUUGAAUUUGUUGAAAUUUCCUAUACUCAGACAUAAUAGUUCAAGGCUGAAAAGAAGAACUCUCAGAUUAAAACAAGAUCAGACGAUGCAACAUCAAGAGCAAAUGUUACGAGAAAAAAAGUCUAGGUUGUCUAGAAACAUCGAAUUGGCUACACUACAAAGUCGUAUUGUCCAUACAUUUAAAGACUGUAGGGAAAUUAAUCUAGCUUUAGACAGAAGUAAGGAAAAUACUGACAUAAUCACAAUAGAUACAAAGAAAAACAUUGGUUUAGACGAAACAGCUCCUGAAUUUAAGACUUCUCAUUGGUGUUAUGAUACACCUGGAACAAUACAGCCUGAUCAAAUUUUACAUUUCUUAACAACGGAUGAACUUAUGAAAACAUUGCCUAGUAGAAUAAUUUCUCCAAGAACAUUUUGUAUUCAACCUGGCCUUACAAUAUUUAUAGCAGGUCUAGGAAGAUUGGAUAUUCUGGAAUCUUCCAAUUUUAUAAGGUGUACAGUUUUUGCAAGUAAUAAAUUACCUAUUACCAUUUGUGAAGUUGAAGAUUCUGAGUUGGUGUAUAAUGAGUUACUGCAUACCGAAGCUUUUGUUGUGCCAAUGAAUAACCCAGAAAGGCUCAAAAUGUGGCCUGAAUUAAAAUCAAAAGAUUUUGAAACGAUAGGUGUGGGUCAUAAAGAAUCAGUUUCAGAUGUAGUUUUAUCUAGCGCUGGUUGGAUUGCUAUUACUGCAGAUGAAAAUCAAAGAGUAGUUAUGAGAGGAUGGACUCCUGAAGGGCGAGGAAUUUACUUGAGAACUCCGGCACUUUUACCAAAUUCUGUAAACCAUCGCGGGAUGAGAAAACUUAAUAGUCUCGCUUACAGACUAGGGCGACAAAUAUAUUAUUCUAAGAAACAAUCUAGAAUAUAGAUUAAGAAAAGAAACGAUUUUAUAUAUUUCUGCGCAAAUACACAAUACUUUAAAAAUACAUUUAAUACAUGUAAAGCUGCUUUUAAAACUGUCUCAUGAAACAUACAAAAAAUAACUAAUUAAAAUUAAAUAGUUCAAAAUCAUACAAUCGUAAGAGUUAAAACUAAAGUCAUUGACUAGUACAUAGCAUUGAAGGUGAUUUGAUAUUUUAUAUCUUACAGUUUCCUCUUGCCUUCAAUCAAACAAUAUCUCCAAACAUUGUAAUUUUUUGUUAUUCGUUUGUAAAUUAUUCAUUAAUUUUUUUACUAUGUAAGUAGCAAUUGUUGAAUAAACAGAUCCAGAUAUACAUA
Molecule: messenger RNA, 3202 nt
Organism: Nasonia vitripennis (jewel wasp)
Lineage: Eukaryota; Metazoa; Arthropoda; Insecta; Hymenoptera; Pteromalidae
Product: nitric oxide-associated protein 1
Exons: 6
Coding region: 567-2852 (761 amino acids)
Molecular function (GO): GTP binding
Source: RefSeq, a predicted model, not a curated record